GAAAAAAAAACAAAAAAAAAACCACAGCAGCUGCUGAAGCCAGAGUGGAACCUGUCGGUUGUUAUCUCCCGUUGGCCGAGUUAAGGGCUCUGGUCCAGUGAGAUCUUUUGAUCGACCGCCUGACUGCUCAUCUAUCUCAGUGCUGAUAUCUCAUGACCUCAGGUCCUCCGGUCCCAACGUUUCUGUGCAAUGGGGGAGUGGAGGGCAACUAAUGCAUAUAUGGAAGGCCCUGAGAUCUCGAGCAUAUCACAUGUGACGAUAUCUCCCUCAAGACAUAAUCAUGUGCCCGUGUACUCUUUGCCCUUGUCCAGAAGCUCCUACAGUGUAAUAAGUGCAUUUUGCACUGAAGAUAAUGUUCCUCAGAGCAUUUCAUACCUAAAUCAGGAGCUUGCCGUGCUCGGUCUCUCCAUGUGUAUUGAGGCCAGCUCAUCAGAGGGAGCGAGUCUAAAAGCGGUGCCAGUUCUAAAUGCCAUGUAUGAAUUGCUCCAAAUUCAUAAACGAAAUAUGUGCGCUUUAGAGGAGAUGGAGAAGGAACAGUUGAAGAAGCUGAGCACCUUGGAGCAUAUUCAGAUUAGCAAUUCCAGACUAAAGGAUCAGUUGGAGCUGUCAAUGAGGGAGAAGUCGGGACUGCAUGAGACAGAGAGGCAGCUUCAACUAAAAAUAAAAACUCUACAGAGCUGCCUAAAGACUGAAAAAGAGGAGGUUCAGAAGCUCCAAAGCAUUAUUGCUAGUCGUGCCUCUCAAUAUAGUCAUGAUGCCAAGAGAAAAGAGAGGGAAGCUGCAAAACUGAAGGAACGCCUCAGUCAGCUAUUGGUUGACAGAAAAGAAAGGAAACUAGCUAUUGAUGUUCUGAAUAGCUUGGGGCGAUCAGAUGGAAAAAGGAGUAUGUGGAAGACGGCAAAAUUGUCAGCUAGCCACGAGAGUGAGAUGUAUAAAACGUUGCUCGGAGACUACGAGACGAGUCGGAAGGCUUUGAUUUUGGAAAAUGCCGAGCUUAAAAAAGUCCUCCAGCAGAUGAAGAAGGAGAUGAUGCACAUUCUGGCUCCACGGCAGCAGUCCACCAGCGGAGCCACCGCUGCUGAUGACAGCCAGGAGCAGGUUGAGUCGGAUGAAGAGAAAGCGGGAAACGCAAGCAGGGAAGCCUUGGACCACUCUUGUGAACUUGCCAGGGAGCAACUCCUCAACAGCAUCCGCCAGCAGUGGAGGAAACUGAGAAACCAUGUAGAAAAGUUAGACCAAGCCUCACAGGUGCAGAAUCAGAUGGAGUCCAACAAAGACACURUACCUUUGGAAACUCACGAGGAUGAGAUGGAGAGAAUGAGGCAGGAAGUCCAGCAAUGCAGGGAGUUCAUUCAUGCACAGCAGCAACUUCUCCAGCAACAACUAAACACAUCAUUUGAUGACGAGACAGCAGCUCUCCUUAACGACUGCUACACCCUAGAGGAAAAGGAGCGUCUCAAAGAAGAAUGGAAACUCUUUGAGGAGCAGAAGAAAAACUUUGAGAAGGAAAGAAAAAACUUUACUGAGGCUGCUAUUCGAUUAGGGCGAGAAAAAAUGUCUUUUGAGGAAGACCGAGCUGCAUGGCUCAAGAAUCAAUUUUUAAACGCAACGCCAUUUGCAAAUCGCAGGAGAUAUUCCUCAUCAGAUGGUCAAAGUGCCUUAUCAGUUACUCAUAUUUCUUACGUGGCAGGAAGCGAACCAGAGGUUAGGAUGUCUUCUGCAAAAGCAAAGCGGUCCAAGUCGCCAACCUAUACUACAUUCUCCACUCCCAAACCUUCACGAAGUUCUCCCAUGCCAUCAACAACUGAACUUUACAGGACUCUUCGCCUCCUAUCAGACAGCAGUUGCUCCAAACAUUCAAAUCGGGGACGCUGGCUUGAGACGAGAACCAUAGAAGAUGRACACCCUCAGUUUAAGUCUAAUCUCCAAGCUCGCGCUGGUGAAAUGAGUGUUUUUACUUUUGGUGAAGAUCACAGUGUCACUUAAUCAGGGUGUCACUGGUGCCUUCCCCAUCCCCGCUCCCUAUUCUGAACACUAGCAUUGACUUAUUUGCCCUCACACAAGUGAUGAACUAAUUUCCUAUUGAUACAUGGAUGACGGAUCGCUCACCAAAGCUGAUUAAAUAAGCACUUUAUAGAGAUCCUUUUUAUUUUACAAACUGAGCAGCACUGAAAUUUUARAUGGUAAGAUAUAUUUAUGUAUAUAGUGACUUAAAUGCAUAKAAUUUUGAAAUACAAAGUCUGUAAAUUCUAGGUUUUAAUAAAAUGGGGUAAAUGAAAGUAUAAUUUAUACGUCUGCCACAAUAAAGCUUUUCUUUUCCAAA
This is a messenger RNA of Poecilia reticulata (guppy), 2323 nucleotides long. NCBI's taxonomy places the organism in Eukaryota, Metazoa, Chordata, Actinopteri, Cyprinodontiformes, Poeciliidae. The record is from RefSeq and is a predicted model, not a curated record.